CACAGGCCCAUUACGAAAAACACGACCAACUUCAAGCAUCUUCUAUGUCUCGCUUUAUAAAUCAUAUGUUCAAUUCCACCACCAAAAUUUUCCGAUUUGAUUCGCGGGAACCAAACAGCAAUGUGUAUGCCUGAGAAAACGAUGCAUUUGGGCGCUGUGACGACGCUGCUGCUGGCGUCGCAGUUCAUGAUUUUCAUCCCAGCCGUCGUCUCCGACAAAACCAAGCACAUUCCCUCCGAUACCUCCAAGCUAGACGCCUGGAUCGCCACCAACAUCCGGGAAUACCGGCAGCGAAUAUGGGAGAGCAAAAAGGGCCUGCACUCAUCUCUCGAUCCUAUACUCGUCGCCGCCGAGGCAGAAGUGAAUGUGAUCAAGGUCAGAAAAGAUGGCACCGGCGAUUUCAAGACGAUCACCGACGCUCUCAACAGCAUCCCCAAGGGCAACCUCAAGCGCACCGUCAUAUGGAUCGGCGGCGGCGAGUACUGGGAGAAGAUCACCAUUGAUCGGUCCAAGCCGUUCAUCACUUUGUACGGAUCGACGGCUGAUAUGCCGUCGAUAACGUACGACGGAACGGCGUUCAAGUACGGAACAGUCGACAGCGCCACCGUGGCGGUUGAGUCGGACUACUUCAUGGCCGUUAAUAUUGCAUUUGUGGUGCGGACGAAUUCAGCUCCUAUGCCAGACGGAAAAAGGGUGGGAGCUCAGGCAGUGGCCAUGAGGAUCUCCGGCGACAAAGCAGCAUUCCACAACUGCAUGUUCAUAGGGUUUCAAGACACCCUUUGUGACGACAGGGGCAGACAUUUCUUCAAGGACUGCCAAAUCCAGGGCACCGUUGAUUUCAUCUUUGGGGACGGCAAAUCACUCUACUUGAACACAAUGAUACAAUCAGUUGCAAAGGGCGUGGGCGUGAUCACAGCUCAGGCAAGGGAAAACGUGGCUGAUACCAGCGGAUUCGCCUUCGUCCACUGCAACAUAUCCGGCAGCGGAGACACUUAUCUCGGCCGAGCAUGGAGGUUGAGGCCCAGAGUGGUGUUUGCUUACACCUACAUGGGCACUCUCAUCAACGGCGAAGGUUGGUCGGAUAACUUGCAUGCUGAUCGUGACAAGACUGUAUACUAUGGGGAGUACAUGUGCGAAGGACCAGGAGCAACCCCGUCUGGCCGAGUUAAAUUUGCGAAGUUACUGACUGGUGAAGAAGCAAAGCCCUUCUUGAGCAUGACCUACAUCAAUGGCAACAAGUGGCUUCUGCCACCUCCCAAUUAUGUGUAGAUUGUGUCGCCAAAAACAUGUUUUUUUUGCAUAUUAGUAUCUAGUGUAUUAUAAUAGGUUUCAGCAUGCUAAAAGCCUAAAUCUCGCUUGUUUUUUGGAAUAGGCUUACAAGGUAUCUUUGUUCAUGAUUUCGUGACUAGCCUGACAGAAGUUAUAUUACAUUGUUCAUGGUGCCUCUGAAUAGAAUUAAGUUGGAAAUGAAAAAUUAUCUACAAUUCUGUAACAA
This is a messenger RNA of Vitis vinifera (wine grape), 1495 nucleotides long. RefSeq names its product putative pectinesterase 63. Lineage: Eukaryota; Viridiplantae; Streptophyta; Magnoliopsida; Vitales; Vitaceae. The coding region runs from base 121 to 1269 and encodes 382 amino acids. Gene Ontology annotation, biological process: cell wall modification. The record is from RefSeq and is a predicted model, not a curated record. Gene Ontology annotation, molecular function: pectinesterase activity. The transcript is spliced from 4 exons.